Anneissia japonica is the source of this 2253-nucleotide messenger RNA. RefSeq lists its product as uncharacterized. Lineage: Eukaryota; Metazoa; Echinodermata; Crinoidea; Comatulida; Comatulidae. The record is from RefSeq and is a predicted model, not a curated record. Gene Ontology annotation, cellular component: nucleus. The coding region runs from base 622 to 1392 and encodes 256 amino acids. The transcript has 2 exons. Gene Ontology annotation, molecular function: DNA binding.
GGUUGGGUCAGGGGUUGGUUGAAUCAGCUGGUUUUGCGCCUGGAAUAAAGAAAUUGGACAAAUUUUUAGAUUGGGCCUGGCAACUGUAUCACAUUACGAAGCCUUCUGCAUAAAAAAUCUCAUCGUCAAAAUUUAUCUUAUUAUUCUAUUGCGUUUACCUGAUUUCAAGCCCGUAAGUUGACUUUUUUGAAUUUGUACACAUUAUUAAUUAGUAAUUUUUAGGUAAUUAAUAUUCGAAAAUCCAAAGUAUAGUUUUGAAGCUUAUGUAUUAGGGUACAAAAUACACCUAGCCUCAUCACGUCUGAAGCAUCAUAACGUGGUGUAAUUUGACGAAAUACAUAGCGUGGUCUACGUGGGGUUGGUUGAGUCAGGUGAUUCAACCAUCCCCACGUCAGCGGCCUAGCAUUAUGUGUACAAUUAAGCCUAUAAUUAAGACUUUGGCUUAUUCUUACACUCUUGGUUCUAGGUAUUGACUAGCACUAGGCCUAGAAUAGUACUAGGCUAAGAUUUUAAAACUUAAAUGGCAUACCUUGCAUGCAUUUGUUGUUGUUUUUUUUUUUAAUUUUACAUGAUUUAUAAUAAUUUUGAUAAUUUUUUAAAAUUUUUAGGUCUACCAUCAUUAUGGUAAGAAAUUUUAAACGGAAGUCAGAGCGGGGCAAAGACACAGACCUUAUACGGCGUGCCGUCAGAUCAGUUUUACAUGAUCAAUUGCCUGUCCGUGCCGUUGCUAAAGAAUUUGGAGUGUCAUAUAGCACCCUACAAAGACAUGUCAACAAAAUUAAAGCAGAUGCAGAUAAUCAACUCGGAAAUCGGAUGGACAUUGUAAGAAUUGUUUCUACGGCCAAGAUCGGUUACCAAAAAAAUCGACAAGUGUUUACAGAUGAGCAAGAACACCAGCUAGUUCAGUACAUUAUUCGGGCUUUGUCCAUGUAUUUUGGCAUGACCCCUGAUGACAUAAGAUCCUUUGCAUGCGAGAUUGCAACAGCUCAUAAUAUUGCCGUUCCUGAAAGUUGGUUGGAAAACAAAAAAGCCGGGAAAGAUUGGUUUACAUCGUUUAUGAAGCGGCAACAGAAUAUUAGCAUUCGACAACCAGAGGCCACAAGUUUAGCACGAGCCAUCAACUUUAACCGGCCAAAUGUUAAUCUAUUCUUCAACAAGUUAGCAACUGUAAUGGACAGGCAUCACUUUAGUCCAAAUGACAUAUGGAACGUUGAUGAAACUGGUGCGACAACUGUACAGAAGCCCUCUAAAGUUGUUGCUAAGAAAGGUGAAAAACAAGUGGGUGCAAUUGUAAGUGCAGAGAGAGGCACUCUUGUUACAGUUUGCCAAGCAGUUAAUGCUGUGGGGAAUGCCACCCCCUAUGUUUCUGUUCCCAAGGAAGCAGUUCUUUGAGCCGAUGAUUCGAGAUGGACCACCAGGAUGUGUAGGCCGAAGCAAUGGAUCUGGAUGGAUGAGUGGUGAUGACUUUCUUGCAUUUAUGGAGCAUUUUGUAAAAUAUGCUCACCCCUCCAAAGAUCAUCCUAAGCUCCUGCUUUUGGACAACUGCGGACCCCAUAUGUCGAUUGCUACAAUUGAUUUUGCCAGGGAAAAUGGCAUAAUUUUGCUAAGUUUUCCUCCACACACAAGUCAUAAACUCCAGCCACUAGAUCGUAGUGUGUAUGGACCAUUCAAGACUUAUCUUAAAUGUGCCCAAGGGACAUGGUUACGCAACCAUCCUGGAGAGCGAAUGACAAUACAUGAUAUUCCUGGAUUGGUCAACACCGCACUCACCAAAGCUAACACCCCCGCCAACAUCAUAAAUGGUUUCCGAAAAUGUGGGAUUUACCCGUACAACAGCGACAUAUUUGACGACCAUGAGUUUGCGCCAGCUGAACCAACAGAUCAGCCACUGCAUCCAAACGCGGACGAUGCACAGCAACCAGAUGCCCUGGAACUACCACAAACAGCUCCUGAACAACCACCAAUAGUUCAUGAGCAGCCCCAAGCUGCCCCUAGAGACCAACUGGUCAUAUCGCCACCAACCCGAAACCAAGUACCUGAGCCUAUGGACAUAAGCGAUGAAGAUGUCCCUUCCACAAGUUCAGCAUCUUUUAGAAAACAACUGACGUUCUCAUCGGAACCGAAUUUUAGCCCGGAGGUAAUUCGCCCGCUUCCGAAAGCACCAGUGAAACAAAAGACAACAACUAAAAGAAGAACGCUGAAAACAGCAAUUUUAACAGAUACCCCCGAGAAAGAAGCAAUUAGAAUAAGAAA